Mya arenaria is the source of this 939-nucleotide messenger RNA. RefSeq names its product toll-like receptor Tollo. The coding region runs from base 157 to 939 and encodes 260 amino acids. The transcript has a single exon. Gene Ontology annotation, biological process: toll-like receptor signaling pathway; immune response. Lineage: Eukaryota; Metazoa; Mollusca; Bivalvia; Myida; Myidae. Gene Ontology annotation, cellular component: membrane. The record is from RefSeq and is a predicted model, not a curated record. Gene Ontology annotation, molecular function: transmembrane signaling receptor activity.
AUUGAAGAUGUUGUUAUAAGCCCUUACAAGAUAAGCCUUAAAAGCCUAGAUCUUGGUCAAAACCUGAUUCAUUUUAUUGGACAAGGUGUGUUUCAAAGUCCUCUUGAAUAUUUGUAUCUAGAUGGAAACUUACUCAAAUAUCUCGACCCUUUAAACAUGCCAUAUUUUAACUAUAUCACCAUUUCGCGAAAUCCUUUGUUAUGUGGUUGCAACAAUCUUGAUCUUAUAGUAUGGCUUAACAAUCUUGAACCGCAGAACCAUGAUAACGUAACAUGUGUUGGUUCUAGCGACAUAAGAGACUUUGACGUACAGAAGUGUUCUGACGCUGUAGUCGUAGCGCUUUGUGUUUCAAUAAGUGUCUCAUUUGUGAUGUUAACGGGCAUCGUGGUAUGCCGCUUCAGGUAUGAAAUACAAGUCAUCGCUUUUUACAAGUGGCACAUACGAUUCAGACUUCCUUCAAGUUUAACUAAGAGCAGUAAGCGACAAACAUAUACAUAUGACGCAUUUGUUUGCUUUGCGGAAGAAGACAUGGCUUAUGUAACGACAACCAUUGUGCCAUUGCUGGAGCCUCAAUACAAGCUUUGUAUCUACUACAGGGAUUUUCCAGUCGGAGAAGACAUUGCUGAAGUUAUUCUUAAUGUUAUUGAGAAGAGCGCGGUAACAAUUAUUGUGUUAUCAGAGGCCUUUCUAAAAAGUAGAUGGGGAAGAUUUGAAUUCCGUAGGGCUCACCAUCAUGUUAUGAUGACAGACAAUAAAAGAAUGAUAGUUAUACUUUUGGAGGAUUCUGUGAUGGAGAAAAAUCUGGAUUUGACUCUGAGAAGUAUUAUGUAUACGAAAGCUUAUCUUACGAAACAUGACUCUUUGUUUAAGGAAAAACUUCUAUUUUCUAUGGCGGAGACAAAACAAUUGAGCCAGUCAUUGAAUUCCAGUCCGACAUAA